Molecule: messenger RNA, 765 nt
Organism: Amoebophrya sp. A25
Lineage: Eukaryota; Dinophyceae; Syndiniales; Amoebophryaceae
Source: the annotation of a GenBank genome assembly
AUGUACUCGAACUCAAGACACAGGGUCUACAGCACACAACAAAGCACACAACAACAAGGCAUGCAAGAUGGUGCAAAAGUAGCCACAGUACCACAGUUGUACCACUCUGUUUUGGGCGACCGAGAAAAAUGUCGGCGAACUUUCAGAGAGUUCGUGGUAUACGAUCAAGCUCAGGUUUACCCUGAGUGGAUCCUGUGGUAUGAACGGCAAUACAAAUAGACAUACAACUAGGUACUAUCACCAAGUAAGUAGACCGAGACGGGAGGAUAAAGGACGUGAACAAGAGUGCACAUUAAGGACUUCUUAGAAGGUUUUUAGCACUGAUUAAAUCGAGUUAGUCGAAAUACAUCUGAAAAACACAGCCUAGUAGGUAGUAAUAUAUUCUCCAAGAAUCAUAGUCAAUCGCCAAGUCUAGGUUGAUUUGCAUGUGACGAAGUAUCAUAGAUUUGGAAAAUUUGAAGAUUGAAAUUUCAAAAUUCAUUAAAUCUGAUGAAAAUAACUUGAAAUCCAAGAAAUUUUGUUUUUAUCGCCAAAAAGAUGAAUUUAAAACCAGAUGCAAGCUUUUACAUCAAAAGCAAAAUCACCAAAAACAUAUGGCUAUCCAGUUCAUUGGGGCAAUAGAAAGAAUAAUAUCUGAUGUAUUUUUACUGAAUUUUAGAUAGACGAGAGAUCUCAUAAAUCUGAAUCUGUUGAGAUUUUAGACUUCAUAGGAUUUUUAUGAUUACAUCACGAAGAUAAAAUAAGACAUUAUUCUUAAGAAGUAGU